Monoraphidium neglectum is the source of this 1989-nucleotide messenger RNA. Its product is annotated as DNA polymerase alpha subunit B. Gene Ontology annotation, biological process: DNA replication; DNA replication initiation. The record is from RefSeq and is a predicted model, not a curated record. Gene Ontology annotation, molecular function: DNA binding. Gene Ontology annotation, cellular component: alpha DNA polymerase:primase complex. Bases 1 to 1989 code for a protein of 662 amino acids. The transcript is spliced from 8 exons. Lineage: Eukaryota; Viridiplantae; Chlorophyta; Chlorophyceae; Sphaeropleales; Selenastraceae.
AUGGCGGCUCCCUGCACAGACGCCGAUGUGCGGCGAGCCCUGGGCACCGUGGCCGUGCGCUGCUCGGACGCAACGCUGCUGUCACGGCUGGCACAGGCGGCGCAGCAGCACACCCUCACCGCCAAGGCACUCGCGACACGCUACUCAACAUUCACUAUGAACAGGCAAGCUGCGCGGGCGCGGCAGCUGGGGCUGGGGCUCCAGGCCGGGGGCCAUGCGCAUGGCUCACGCCAGCGAGCAGAAUAUACAGGCCGUCCUGACGACGAGCGGCUGGUCAACAAAGUGACCCCGGCGCUGGUGGAGGCGUUCUUGGCGCAGCUGCAGCGCGACGCCAGCAGCAGCGCACGCGUGGCUGCAGCGCAGCCGCGUGGCGGCGGCGCCGGCGGCCAAUGGGGGACUCGGUCCUGGGAAGAGCUGGCGGACACAAUGGUUCCAGGGGUCAAGUCGGACCAGAAGCAGCCGCCCUCGACGCCGCAGCAGCGUGCCGGCGCCGGUGCAGGAGGCGCCUCCCCGCUCACACCGCAGUCCGCGCCGCGGUCGGCCUUCAAAGAGCGCGCCAACAGCGGGCAGGUGGUGUCGGUGUUCAACGAGCACGUGCCUGCCGCCCAAGCGCCCCACCUGGUGCCUCUGCGGCCCGAGCCUCUGGGGCGGCAGCUGCCGGGAAGGUACACGUUUAUGAUGGAGCGCCCGGAGGACAAGGUCGCAGCGUUGGACGCGCGCAUAUGCGAGGGGCGGCGGCGGCUGGCAGAGGCGCUGGGACCGGACUUUGGCGAGGCGGCGCCCGUGGGCCAGCCUGUGCAGGAGGACAGCUGGUUCGUUGGCCGCGUCGUUUCGGACACUGACGGCGGCGCCCCCAGCGCCGCCUCUCUCAUGCUGGAGGGCGACGUCGCGACCAGCGGCGGCGCGCGCGCGGCUCUCGACCUGUCCCUGGUGCAGGCGGCCCGCCUGUUCCCCGGCCAGAUCGCCGCCGUCCGCGGCUUCAACCCCACCGGUGGCCGCAUCGUUGCGCGGCGGGUCGUGACGCAUGCGCCACCACCGCCGGCGGCGUCAGCGUCGGCGUCGGCGGGGCAGCGGGGGCGGCAGGGCGCGGCGAUGGACGUGGACGGCGGCGCGGGCGUUGCGGUCGCGGUGGCGGCGGGGCCGUUCACGACGGCCGACGACCCGACCGGCUUUGCGCCGCUGGACGCGCUGCUCGCGGCGCUCGCCGCGCGGCCGGCGCCGCCGGCGCUGCUGGUGCUGCUGGGGCCGUUUGUGGACGUCGAGCAGCCGGCGGUCGUGGGCGGCUCCCUGGACGUGACUUUCCAGUCGUUGUUCACGCACCAGGUCCUCGCCCGCGUCGCCGCGUGGCAGGAGCGCCUACCCGCCCCCUGCCAGGCCGCGCUGCUGCCGUCCCUGCGCGACGCACACGCCAUGCCAACCUUCCCCCAGCCGCCGCUGGCCGUGCCGGCGCACCUGGAGGAUAUGGAGUGCCUGCAGAACCCUGCGCUGUUCGACGCGGGCGGCCUCAUGGUGGUGGGCGCGACGAGCCAGGACGUGCUGCGCCACAUGGCGGGCGCGGAGCUGCAGCGGGGGCCGCACGCGGACCGGCUGGCGGCGCUCGCCAGCCAUCUGCUGGGCCAGCGGAGCUUCUAUCCCCUGUUCCCAGCCGCCCCCGGCGCGUGCCUCGACACGACCGCCGACGCGGCGUUGGCCAUUGAGGUCCUGCCAGACCUGCUCCUCCUGCCCUCAGACCUCGCCCCCUUUGCAAAGGCCGUGCCAGCAGACGGCCCCUACCCCGAGUGCUCCGCCGGCCCCGCCACCGCCGCCGGCGGCGAGGGCCAGCAGGGCGGCAGGCAGCAGCAGGGGCGCAGCGUGCUGGCGGUCAACCCCGGACGGCUGGUCAAGGGAAACGGCGGCGGCACGUACGCGGUGCUCACGGUGCCGCAGGGCGCCGCGGCGGCGGCGGGCGGGCUGGCGGCGAGCUGCAGGGUGGAGAUCACUCGGAUUUAG